Molecule: messenger RNA, 1046 nt
Organism: Pectinophora gossypiella (pink bollworm)
Lineage: Eukaryota; Metazoa; Arthropoda; Insecta; Lepidoptera; Gelechiidae
Product: WW domain-binding protein 11-like
Exons: 1
Coding region: 74-844 (256 amino acids)
Source: RefSeq, a predicted model, not a curated record
UAUUUUGUGCAAAGUGAGGUUGAUAAGUGUUUGUAAUCAAACGCGAACUGGAAAGAAAAGUGCAAGUGAUAUAAUGAGUCAGUACCCACACGGACCACCGCCUCCGGGGCCCCCUCCACCCCCAUAUUAUGGCCCCCCUCAUUGGCCCCCUCCACCGGGGCAUCCGUACCCGCCACCGCCACAUGACGGGGGACAAGUCACAGCUCCCCCAACGUACCCCUACUACGUCCCCACUAUGAUGUUUCCUAUUGCUCCAGUUCCCCUUGGACCGAUGCCGGUACAACCAGACCCCCAGCCCAGCAACCCUACUUAUAUAACCAACUAUAUUUACCACGGAGAGAGUUCUCAAGGCGCUCCAGCAAUUGAAGACAAGCCACAAAUGGCGGAGAUGUCUGGAGACUACGACUGGGUCGCCAGUACGGCAACUACUGCAUCGCAACUCGCUGGCAGAGCAGUGGUGGGAGGCCAUGAAGGUUGGGACGGGAGCCCUCUCUGGGUCAUCAGGGCGUGGCAUAUGGGAGACCUGAUUCCUGGCAAAUUCUCAGUUAGACAUAACGCUGCGUCGAUUACUUACGACCGAAAGGAAAUUGGCGUCCAAAACAUCGAAGUGUUGGUUUCGAGACCUGAAAGCUUGCAGUGGAUUCCAGCUACGAAUGGGACUGUUCCUAAUGGGGCAAUACCUGGAGGAAGAACGGCUUCAGGAGAGAACGUCUACGUUGGACGAGCGAGGUACCAGCUCUCUAUCACUCCUGGCAAGGUCCAUCCGAGCCACAACUGCUGCUACAUUGGAUUCGCUGGCAAUGAAGUGUCGCAUAAAAUGUACGAUGUCUUGUGCCGGGUGUAAAAUUGUGAAUAAAGAGUUGUUUUUGGAUUAUCGUGUAAGAUUGUAAAGUCCUAGAAAGACUGAAUGUACAUUUAGUAAAAAACAAGUCGAGUUUACUUAAAAAUAAGUCCUGUGCGUUGUUACCGAUGAGAAUGUCUUCACAAAUUAAAGUUGCAUAUUCUCAAAAGAAAUUAAAGUAUAAAUAAAUGAUUGUUUUAACAUA